Schizophyllum commune H4-8 is the source of this 948-nucleotide messenger RNA. Its product is annotated as NAD(P)-binding protein. The coding region runs from base 1 to 900 and encodes 299 amino acids. NCBI's taxonomy places the organism in Eukaryota, Fungi, Basidiomycota, Agaricomycetes, Agaricales, Schizophyllaceae. The record is from RefSeq and is a predicted model, not a curated record. The transcript has 8 exons.
AUGUCUUCUCCUCGUCGCAUCGCUACUAUAUUUGGUGCUACUGGCCAACAAGGCGGCUCAGUAAUCGACGCCCUUCUCGCCGACGAUAUCUUCACCCCGCGCGCCGUCACGCGCGACGCAAGCUCAGCCGCUGCGAAGGCCCUCGAAGCGCGCGGCUGUGAGGUUGUCGAGGCGAACGCGGCGGACAAGGAAGCCGUGAGGCGCGCCGUCCAGGGCGCGGAGUGUCACCGUCCCCUCACCCCCGUGCCCGAGCUGCAGCAGGGCACGAACAUGGUCGACGCGAGCAAGGAGGCGGGCGUUAAGUUCUUCGUGUGGAGCUCCCUCCCCAGCAUCAAAGAGAUCUCUGGCGGGAAGUACACCCAAGUACAGCACUUCGAGGACAAGGCGGCCGUCGAGAAGUACCUGAAGGCCUCUGACGUGGCGAACGCCAGCAUCAUGACGGGCUUCUUCUUGGAGAACUUCUUGACGACCAUGCCCCUCAGGCCCAUCACCACUGGCUACCACGUCGACACGCCCUCCUCGCUCACCGCUACAAACACCGUCUGCUGUAUCGGCAAGGAGAUGGGGAGCGCGGUGGCAGCACUGAUGAGGAACUACAAGGACAAGCUCGACGACAUCAACGGCCAGAACUACAUCCUGGGUCAUGGACGCGCGACGCUCGAGGAGAUUGUGGCGGAGAUUUCGAAGGCCCUCGAGAAGCCCGUUACGAUCAAGCAGGUGGAGAAGAUGGGUUUCCCGGCGCUGGAUGAAAUGUUCGACUUCAACGCCGAGUACGACAGGUACGCGGGGAAGCCGUGCCCUGAUCCUCGUCUCUUGUCCCUGGGUGCGGAAGUGGGCACGGUGAAUGAGUUCACGGAGAAGGUCCUGAAGCCGUUUUUGGAAAAGAAGGGGGCACAGUAGACGGGUACCAGAGCUCCAGACUUAUGAGUGAACACCCGCAGAGCGGCU